CGGCCUUUUCAAGGAUUAAUUAAUGGCGAAAGGUUGAAAGUGUGCGGCGCGAGUGAAUGUGACUAAGCAUAGCGAAUUACCUAGGCGCACAACCUAGCCACUGUAGUAUUAGUACAGUUACUGAAUUAUUCACAAUCAAAUAUGACUCAGUGCAGGACAAAACGAUGAUUGAGUAGACAAGGAUAGUUUUUUUUUCUUCUUAUACAAGCUGAUAGCUUUUGCUAGGGAUGAAGUUUACAAUACGGGCAAGUACUUAAACUCACAUGGAGCUACAUCCUGUUCUGCACACUCCAUCACCUGAUGCACAAGCGCACCUUCAAAGGUGUGUGGCCGGUGGUUUCCUGCCCGACCGAGUUGUUUCAGACACUGGCGCUCCUUGAGGUGGUCCAUUGUCUUGUCGGUCUGGUGUCCAGCAAUGCCUUCCUGACACUCAUUCAAAUCCUCUCGCGGCUCAUGGUCGUUUGGGGCAUUCUUGUGCCUGUGCCUGAGUGCCAAGACCAGUUUGGCAUUCUGAUGCUGUUGGUUGCAUGGUGCCUGGCAGAGAUCACACGAUAUGCGUUCUACGGGACCUCACUGUACAACUCUUGCCCAUAUUUGCUGUCCUGGUGCAGAUACUCCUUCUUUUUGGUCCUGUACCCAACUGGCGUGUCGGGCGAGAUUGUGACAAUGGUGGCAGCCUUGCCAUACAUUCGCAAGCGGGGCCUCUUCACGUACUCUCUGCCAAACCACCUCAACUUCUCCUUUGAUUACUACAUAUUCGUCAUCCUUGUCAUUGCCUCCUACCUGCCCUUCUUUCCCCAGCUUUUUGGCCACCUUCUGAAGCAACGGAAACGGUUCCUGGCACCUGCUGCCGAUUCCAAGAGGGAGUGAAGACGGGGGGCUUCCCGCCCCCCUGGGAUAAAGUUGCAUUAGUGGGACUGAAACAUGCACAGUGCAUCCUACAGACAAGUUAUUCCGGAGGGACUAUUGACCACAGAACAUACCGGGCAAACAUGAGGUGAUUUUGUUUGCCCACAGAGUGUUUCAGUGCUUUGAUGCUACUUUCAGGCAACUUACUUCCAUGUUAGUGAAAGCGUGUCUUGAAGGACCACAUGGUGGUUUCGAAUCACUUCAGUAACAGUUGUUUGCUCUCAGUGUUUUUAAAAUAAAGAUUGACGGGGAGUGACCUUUCAAACAA
This is a messenger RNA of Dermacentor albipictus, 1177 nucleotides long. It is a transcript of the gene Hacd1, whose product is annotated as 3-hydroxyacyl-CoA dehydratase 1. Gene Ontology annotation, molecular function: 3-hydroxyacyl-CoA dehydratase activity. NCBI's taxonomy places the organism in Eukaryota, Metazoa, Arthropoda, Arachnida, Ixodida, Ixodidae. Gene Ontology annotation, cellular component: endoplasmic reticulum membrane. The record is from RefSeq and is a predicted model, not a curated record. Gene Ontology annotation, biological process: fatty acid elongation; sphingolipid biosynthetic process; very long-chain fatty acid biosynthetic process.